AUGGUUGUCGAUAUCCAAGGUGUCAAAAUUGAUAAAGGUUACUUGUUGACUGAUCCAGCAAUCCAUUGUACAUAUGUAAGAAGAUUCGGUGCAACCAACUUGGGUAAACCUGGAAUGAUCAAAUUCUUUGAUACUCAUGAAUGCAAUAAGCAUUGUCGUGAACUUAAACUUGUGAAACCUUCGUUCGAUAUUCCAACAAAAACUACUUCUCAUUCAACCACUAAAUCACCAAACACAAUAUCCCCUAUUAAUUUAAUUUAA
Heterostelium album PN500 is the source of this 261-nucleotide messenger RNA. RefSeq lists its product as uncharacterized. Gene Ontology annotation, molecular function: protein serine/threonine kinase activity; ATP binding. Lineage: Eukaryota; Evosea; Eumycetozoa; Acytosteliales; Acytosteliaceae. Bases 1 to 261 code for a protein of 86 amino acids. Gene Ontology annotation, biological process: protein phosphorylation. The record is from RefSeq and is a predicted model, not a curated record. The transcript is spliced from 2 exons.